GGUGACCACUGCAACUUCAGCCACGACAUCGAGCUGCCCAAGAAGCGCGAGCUCUGCAAGUUCUACAUCACGGGCUACUGCGCCAGGGCCGAGAGCUGCCCCUACAUGCACGGGGAUUUCCCCUGCAAGCUGUUCCACACCACCGGGCUCUGCAUCAACGGCGACGACUGCAUGUUCUCCCACGCGCCCCUCUGCGAGGAGACACGGCAGCUGUUAGAUAAGAUGCUGGCCGAGGACGCGGAGGCGGGC
This is a messenger RNA of Zonotrichia albicollis (white-throated sparrow), 249 nucleotides long. The record is from RefSeq and is a predicted model, not a curated record. Lineage: Eukaryota; Metazoa; Chordata; Aves; Passeriformes; Passerellidae.